AUGAAGGCAGCAAUCGGCAUCGUCGGACUCUCUUUAAAACUUAUAGACUCGGCAAUGAGGGUAAAGCGAGUCAUCGGCACGUAUCGAUCUGCUUCGUCCGAGAUCAACCGUCUGGCGCUCAAAGUCGAGCGGGUCGAGGCCAUAUGUGGCGCCAUCAUGAAAAACUUCGAGGGUAGUGACGCGGGCCGCCGGUGCUCUGGACUGAUGGAGAGUUGGGGCGUUUGCGUCUUGCGAGAUAUACAGUCAACACUCGUGGAACUUCAUGGCAUCGUGACCAAGCUCGAGAGGAGGGCGUCCAAGAAGCGCGCUCUUCAUACAGUGGGGUUCUCUUUCCUAGAAAAGAAGGAUGACAUAGCCCGAUUGAGCACUUGCUUGGAAGAAGAUCUGAAUCACUUGCAGCACAUGAUGACUACGGAGACAUUUUCAGUACCUUCCCAGGCUUACCGAAUGGACUGA
This is a messenger RNA of Colletotrichum aenigma, 456 nucleotides long. RefSeq lists its product as uncharacterized. NCBI's taxonomy places the organism in Eukaryota, Fungi, Ascomycota, Sordariomycetes, Glomerellales, Glomerellaceae. The transcript has a single exon. The record is from RefSeq and is a predicted model, not a curated record. Bases 1 to 456 code for a protein of 151 amino acids.